Molecule: messenger RNA, 2338 nt
Organism: Drosophila melanogaster (fruit fly)
Lineage: Eukaryota; Metazoa; Arthropoda; Insecta; Diptera; Drosophilidae
Exons: 9
Coding region: 39-2180 (713 amino acids)
Molecular function (GO): acyltransferase activity, transferring groups other than amino-acyl groups
Source: RefSeq, marked reviewed
GCCACAACCAAAGCGCUGAUUACUACCAACCCAUCAAGAUGGUCAAGCAUAGCACAGGGCCAAUCGUUUCGCUCCUGGUCAUGUCCUUGGCACUGACCAGUGCCAGUAUACGUGUGGAGCAUCCAAAGAACUCCACCUUGAACGUAGGCAAUCCAGAGUGGCAGUCACAAUCCUACCACACAAUUUCCAGACUCAGACGCCUUGCAGUCGAGUUCUUUGCCCAGUACCAGAACAUAACGAUAUCCGAUCUGUAUCGGGAUAAGGAGAUUCGACUACCCACCACCGACGAUUUGAGGUGCCUGGCAGAUCUGCAGACUCUUGCGAAAGAUGUGUCCGAUAGAAAAUUGUGGGCCCUAAGAAUGAUUGACUCUUGGGGCACUUUUCCUUCGGGCAUCCUGUACGGCAAUGUGAUCGAUCUGGGCAACUUCGACGAGUGCUUGGGCAUAGACCACGCUGUGACCUCCACUCACAAUGUCCAGGGCAAGUACUGCCUCAGCAAGCUUCAGUUGGCAUCGAGUAUUCCCACCUUUUUGGCACUCAAGACAGCGGUGUGCUUUCCCGCCUCCUGCUCAGCCGACCACAUGGACACAAUGCUCCGAAGAUUGCUGCAGAACCUCCUAAGCAUUGAGCUGAAUCCAGAUGUGCCUCUAGUGAGUGAGGGCACCUGCAAGACUGCCGAUCGGGAACCUUACGAUGCUCUAACCAUUUUCACAAUAGUCGUGCUAUCGAUACUGUGCGUUCUCAUGGUGCUGGCCACUGUCUGCGACUACUUGGUCUGCCAGGAUGACCAACCGCUAAAUAAGUGGAUUAAAGCUUUCUCCGCGCGCGCCAACUGCCGGAUUCUCUUCAGGUUGGUGGCACCCAGGAGCAAUCCCAAUGUGAUCGACUGCCUUCAUGGCAUUCGGGUACUGUCCUUCAUCUGGGUCGUCUAUGGCCACAUAUACCUCGUAUCUUUCUUUGGCCCCAACAUGAACCUUGUCAAAUUGGACACGUGGCGCAGAUCGCCGUACAGUAUGCUAGUGCAACAUGCAGCAUACUCUGUGGACACGUUCUUCUUUUUGAGUGGCCUCCUGAUGGUGGUGAUAGCUCUAAGAGCAAUGGAAAGAACCAAAGGAAAGCUCAAUGUGUCCCUGAUGUAUCUGCAUCGCUAUCUGCGCCUCACUCCGGUCCUGGCCUUGGCCAUCAUCGUCUACAUGUCGAUUCUGCCACGAAUGGGCGAUGGCCCACUGUACGGGAAGGUGAACUUCGAUGACUACUCCAAAUGCAAGGACACCUGGUACUGGACCCUCUUGUACGUGCAGAACUAUGCCACUGAUGAAAUCUGCCUAGGCCACUCUUGGUACCUGGCGGUGGACAUGCAGCUCUACAUCAUUGCACCCAUACUCCUGAUCUGCCUGUACAAGUGGGGAAAGAAGGCGGCCGCCGGGAUUCUGGUCGCCAUGCUGCUCCUUGCCGCAUGUCUCUUCAGCAUCAUGGUGAUCGGGGACGUUUCUCUCAUUGCUAUCAGCGAGGGGGCAAUGGAAAAGAUAUACUUCUCUACACACACCAGGGCAUCCCCGUAUCUGAUUGGUAUUCUGUUCGGAUACUUUCUGCACGUCAACCGGGGCAAGUCCUUCAAGCUCAGCCCCAUUACAGUCGUCCUGGGUUGGCUGACCAGCCUGGCGUUGCUCUUCAGCUGCUUGUUUGCCGUCUACGGUUAUGCCGCGGAUGCGGAAAUACCACCCAUUGUGGAGGAGGCCUUCUAUCUGACCUUCACCCGGAUCGCCUGGCCUCUCGGUCUCUGCUGGGUGGUUUUCGCCUGCAUGCACGGCUACGGAGGACUGGCCAACAGCUUCCUUUCCUCUCCCCUUUGGCAGCCGCUGUCCAAGCUAUCCUACUCCGCCUACAUCUUCCACAUGUUCAUGGAGAGCCUCAACGCCGGCAUUACGCGCACCAACACCUACUUCAGUGAUUACCAAGUUAUGCUUCGUUUCUGGUGCGAUUUUGGCUUUACCGUGCUCCUCGCCUUCGCUGUGUACAUUCUGAUCGAGGCGCCGUUUGGAAAUUUGGAAGGCCUCCUGCUUCCCGACAAGAGGCCCUGUCCACCACGCCCAGCUGUGGAGGAGUCGAAGGAGGCCCCAGUGGGGGGAUGCAGUGCAUCUGCGCCAACACUGGAAAAUAAAACGCCUCUUCCGGCAUAAGGAUCUCGAAACUAUUUAUGAGCAAAGAUAUCAAUUAUAGGUUAAGGACCUUUUUUUACUAAUGUUAGUUCAUUUAAGACAUACAUAUAUUCUUUAAAACUACAAAGGUAGAUCAUAAAUAUGAAUAUACCAAAGAAAUACAAUAUUAUCGACAAUUC